Acanthopagrus latus (yellowfin seabream) is the source of this 2862-nucleotide messenger RNA. RefSeq names its product polo-like kinase 1 (Drosophila) (gene plk1). Gene Ontology annotation, molecular function: protein binding; ATP binding; protein serine/threonine kinase activity. Gene Ontology annotation, cellular component: cytoplasm; spindle pole; centrosome. The record is from RefSeq and is a predicted model, not a curated record. Bases 375 to 2123 code for a protein of 582 amino acids. Gene Ontology annotation, biological process: regulation of cytokinesis; mitotic cell cycle; protein phosphorylation. NCBI's taxonomy places the organism in Eukaryota, Metazoa, Chordata, Actinopteri, Spariformes, Sparidae. The transcript is spliced from 11 exons.
GCGCCAUAACGACCGAGGCAGCAUUUUAAACUUGUAUCUGAGACUGUUGUCAAAAGGCUGGACGGGACAACGCUGCAACCACGGAGGGACGAGUCCGGCGAUUAAUUUCAUGUCUGCCGCAAGUUUUUUCUGAAUCUUAAGAUUCUCAUGCACUGCAUUGUUAUCGCGUUGGAAUAACGUUCGCGUCCAAAAGUGGUUAACGCUGGUUUUGAUUUUGAAUUCGCAAGUGUAUAGGAGCAAGCGAGCCUCCAGGGCUACACUAACGUCGGUUGAGGUAGGGUUUACAACAAUUCGACCUUUUACAGCUUUUAUCGAUACGGCGACUGAGUUUUAAACGUUUCUUUUAAAGACGCCGAAGAGCACUUGAGUCCAAAAUGAGUGCAGGAAUUGCGAAACCGGCGAAUCCGUCGGCACAUGUCGACCCGAAAUCGGCUCCUCUCAAAGAAAUCCCAGAUGUUCUGGUGGACCCACGUACCAUGAGAAGAUAUGCGAGGGGACGAUUCCUCGGAAAAGGUGGUUUCGCCAAAUGCUACGAAAUCACAGACAUGGAGACCAAGCAGGUUUUCGCCGGAAAAAUCGUGCCCAAGUCCCUUAUCCUGAAGCAGCACCAGAGGGAGAAAAUGACCUCCGAAAUCGCCAUUCACAAGAGUCUCGACCACGCGAACGUCGUCGGGUUUCAUGGGUUUUUCGAGAACGACGACUUUGUCUUUGUCGUCCUGGAAAUCUGCAGGAGAAGGUCCUUGUUGGAGCUCCACAAGCGUCGUAAGGCUGUGACUGAGCCUGAGGCUCGCUACUACAUGACACAGCUGCUCAAAGGUGUCCAGUACCUGCACAACAACAGGGUCAUCCACAGAGACCUGAAGCUGGGAAACAUCUUCCUCAAUGAUGACAUGGAGGUCAAGAUAGGGGACUUUGGUUUGGCCACUAAAAUCGAGUUUGAUGGUGAGAGGAAGAAGACCUUGUGUGGAACGCCGAACUACAUUGCACCUGAAGUGCUUUGCAAGAAAGGCCACAGCUACGAGGUGGACGUCUGGUCGCUUGGCUGUAUAUUGUACACUCUGUUGGUGGGUAAGCCCCCAUUUGAGACCUCCUGUCUGAAGGAGACUUACAACCGCAUCAAGAAAAACAACUACACUGUGCCCUGGCACAUCAACCCGGCCGCAGCUACUCUCAUCAAGAGGAUGCUGCACGCUGAUCCCACCCAGAGGCCCACCGUGGCUGAGCUGCAAGCGGACGAGUUCUUUACAUCCGGCUACGUCCCCUCGCGUCUGCCCACGACUUGCCUCACGGUGCCCCCGCGGUUCUCCAUGGGCCCCACCACAGCUAUGGAGCUCAACCAGAGACGCCCGCUGACCGCUAUCAACAACAAGGCAGGGACAGAGAAGGUGGAUAUGAAGGAAGAACCUGGGCAAAGGGAUGCUGAGCCAGCAGAGAACCACCUGAAGGAUCUGCUGCAGCAGCUCAAUACUGUCAUCGCUGCCAAGCCGUCUGAGAAGGCCGUCAUCUGCCAAGAAGAGGCAGAGGAUCCUGCGUGUAUCCCCAUCUUCUGGAUCAGCAAAUGGGUAGACUACUCUGACAAAUACGGAUUAGGCUUCCAGCUCUGCGACAACAGUGUCGGCGUGCUGUUCAACGACUACACACGUCUGAUCAUGUACGCUGACGGAGACAGUCUGCAGUACAUUGAUAAGACAACAGCUGAAUCCUACCUCAGCGUGCGCUCCUACCCUCCUGCUCUCACCAAGAAGAUAACCCUGCUGAAGUAUUUCCGCAACUACAUGAGCGAGCACCUUCUGAAGGCCGGCGCCAACAUCGCACGUCGGGAAGGAGACGAGCUGGCGCGACUGCCUUACCUCUCCCUCUGGUUCAGAACCAAGAGCGCCAUCGUCCUGCACCUCACCAACGGCACCGUUCAGAUCAACUUCUUCCAGGACCACACCAAGCUGAUCCUGUGUCCGCUGAUGGGUGCAGUGACCUACAUCGACGAGAAGCGAGACUUCCGCACCUACAAGCUGUCUCUGCUGGAGGAGUUCGGCUGCAGUAAGGAGCUGGCCAGCCGCAUUCGCUACGCCAAGCUCAUGGUGGAGAAGCUGCUGGACAGCAAAUCUUCGUCCGCCGCACAUUAGACCACUUUCACUCCUUCCUUCAAUCACUCCGUCUCUAAUCACUGGCCACUUCUUUCUGUCUGCCAGCCCCUGAGGACUGAACAGACCUUUUAAAUUCACCUGGGUGUAGUUUAAUUACUUCUGUCAUCUUUGAGGCUUUGACAUGUACCAUGACAUUUAAUCUAUCUGUGCAUGAAUUGUAAAUUUCAGAGUCUCAGCCACUGAUUUUUGCCGCCCCCCCCCUUUUUUUCCCCUUCUGGUAAUAUUUGAUUUAAUUUCACUCUUAUACCGAAGUAAUCUAUGAUGGCUGGAUCGCUUGACAACAAAGCAGACGAGUUGACCCCAUUUGAUCACAAGUGAUGGAGGAAAAGAUGAACGCUACGUGUUCCCUGUGUUCAGAUUAAUCAUCGCCAUGAUUCUUUUUGCAUUUGUUCAUGUAUCAGUGGUGCUGAGUGGACAGAUGUGUGGCAGGGGUUGAGACUCAGCCUGGCUGUGUGGAUGUAAAAAGCUUCUCUGGUCUGCUUCUCUUGUUUUUGUCUGUUUUUAUCUGUGUUGUAUGUAGAGAAAUGGACCAUGUUAAUACGUCUUCUUUAUGUACAUUUUUCCUGUAGUUACUUUUUACACUUUUUUAAAAGUCUAUUUUAGAUGUCUUGUCUGUUUCAACAAGAUGUACAAACUUGUACAUACUGCUGAAUAUGCAUAUGUGUUGUACAGAUGGUUUUAAUUUUACUCGUUCUAAUAAAGAUUCUUCUGGACAAAA